Messenger RNA from Daucus carota subsp. sativus, 761 nucleotides. RefSeq names its product late embryogenesis abundant protein Dc3. NCBI's taxonomy places the organism in Eukaryota, Viridiplantae, Streptophyta, Magnoliopsida, Apiales, Apiaceae. The coding region runs from base 100 to 579 and encodes 159 amino acids. The transcript is spliced from 2 exons. The record is from RefSeq and is a predicted model, not a curated record.
CUCAAACAUUGUUCAAUCUUCCGAUUCAUAUCGAACAUUUAUAGAAAUCUUGUGAUUCUCAGCAAAACAUACACUUUUUUUAUCAAGCUCAUUUCAUCCAUGGCAUCUCAUCAAGAUACAAGCUACAAGGCCGGUGAAGCCAAAGGCCAUGCUCAGGAGAAGACAGGACAGAUGGCGGAUACAAUAAAAGACAAGGCCCAAGCCGCCAAAGACAAGGCCUCCGAACUGGCCGGAACCGCCCGAGACCGGACCGCCGAGUCCAAGGACCAGACCGGAAGCUACGUCUCCGACAAGGCCAGCGCGGCCCGCGACAAGAGCUGCGAGACCGGGCAGGCGGCCAAAGAGAAGACCGGAGGAGUCGUCGAGGCCACCAAAGAGAAGGCUUCUCAGAUGGGAGAGUCCGCCAAGGAGACUGCGCAGGCCGGGAAAGAAAAGACCGGAGGGGUCAUUUCUUCUGCGGCGGAGCAAGUGAAGGGGAUGGCUCAGGGGGCUACUGAGGCUGUGAAGAAUACUUUCGGCAUGGGUGGUGGUAAUGAGGAGAAGAGUACUACCACCACUCGCACCACCAGGAGUGACUGAUUGUGUGGGUGAUGAGUGGUGGUUUGUGUUUUAUUUUUCUUGUUAAAUAAGGGUGGAGAUUGGGAGCCGAGGAGAAGCUGGCUUAUUUGAUAAUGCUGGUUGUUUCACUUGGUGUAUUUGUGUAUUUCUCUUCAUGUACUUGUUUGGAUUCUGUAAGUUAUGAAGUUUCUUUCUUUCUGUUC